This is a messenger RNA of Oncorhynchus masou masou (cherry salmon), 1032 nucleotides long. Its product is annotated as G-protein coupled receptor 26-like. Gene Ontology annotation, cellular component: membrane. NCBI's taxonomy places the organism in Eukaryota, Metazoa, Chordata, Actinopteri, Salmoniformes, Salmonidae. Gene Ontology annotation, biological process: adenylate cyclase-activating G protein-coupled receptor signaling pathway. The record is from RefSeq and is a predicted model, not a curated record. The coding region runs from base 1 to 1032 and encodes 343 amino acids. Gene Ontology annotation, molecular function: G protein-coupled receptor activity. The transcript is spliced from 3 exons.
AUGGCCGCUGUGGAGGUGCUUCUCUCCGUCUUGAUGCUAGUCAUUAUCGCAGUGUCGUUGCUGUCCAACGCCGUGGUGCUGAUCUGCUUUCUGUACAACCCACAGAUCAGGAAGCGAGUGCCCUGUGUGUUCACCCUCAACCUCACUUUUUGUAACUUGUUGCUGACCGUUGCCAACAUGCCUCUAACUCUGGCGGGUCUCGUCAACAAGGGUCAACCCGGAAGUGAUGCGCUCUGUCAGUUCGUCGGCUUCUCGGAGACGUUUUUAACGACUAAUUCGAUGUUGAGCGUGGCCGCUCUGAGCAUCGACAGGUGGAUCGCUGUCGUGUUCCCGUUGAGGUACCACUCUAGGAUACGACAUAGAGAUGCCGCUCUCGUGCUCGGAUACACGUGGAUACAUUCUAUGUCUUUUUCGACGGCGGCUGCUUGCCUCUCGUGGGUGGGAUACUGUCCGCUUUACGCGUCGUGCACGCUCUCCGACGUGACGGACAACAGUCAGACUCCGUUUGUUGUCUUUACUGUGGCGUUUCACUCCCUCACCUUUCUCCUGUCCUUUCUAGUCCUGUGCGUCACUUACCUGAAAGUGCUGAAGGUGGCAAGGUUCCACUGUAAACGGAUAGACGUUAUCACAAUGCAAACGUUAGUGCUGCUUGUGGAUAUUCACCCAAGUGUUCGAGAGCGUUGUCUGGAGGAGCAGAAGAGGAGGAGACAGAGAGCAACCAGGAAAAUCAGUACCUUCAUCGGCACGUUCAUGGUCUGCUUUGCUCCCUAUGUCAUCACCAGGAUUGUGGAGUUAUUUCCGUCCGUGCCUAUCGACCACCGCUGGGGAGCGGUCUCCAAGUGCCUGGCCUACAGCAAGGCGGCCUGCGACCCCUUCGUCUACUCCCUGCUCCGUAACCAGUACAAGAAGACGUGUGGUGACAUCAUCAACAGGCUGCUGCGGCCCAGCUCUAUGAAUGCAUCUGGACCAGGUCACCAUAACAACCAUGAGACUAGAGGGAGGAACAACACAGUCCAGACUGCAGCAGACUGA